ACUGCGAGGGUUUUAAAUAUGUCUGCUAUUGCGCUAAUUCUUACAUCUCUAGUUUUGAACUUCUCUUUUUCUUUCAGUGUAAAAUACUACGGCACUAAAACACUCUAUGAAGAAUCAUUUACAAAUGAAGAGUGGAAAGAAGUUCUAAAAUCAAAACUAGAUCAUCCAAAAACUUGCCAUCCCAUAUAUUUAUCAGCAAUAUUCCGACAUGGUACGAGAUCGCCCAGUACGUCAGCCACAAAGAAGACGGAAGGCUUUAUAUCUAGAAUUAAAUCGUACUAUAAUAAAAUUGGAAGGGAUAAUGCUCAAGGACAUGCUGAAAAAUUGUUAAACUGGAGCAAUCGCUUUUCCAAUGUUAAAGAUUCUAUGUCAUUGGCUGAAAAGGGAAGGGAAGAAAUGAGAGAUUUAGCUAGCAGAUUCGCAAAACGAAUUGAACCUUAUAUUAAUCCAACUGCUUUAAGAAUGGCAUUUACAUCCAGUAAUAAAAGCAGAUCUAUUCAGAGUGCUGAAUCUUUUAGAGAGUCCUUUCUAUCAUAUUAUUCAAUAAAAGAUGAAAUACCAGUCCAAUUAAGCGAUAUUCGAUUGAGAUUCUUCUCUGAUUGUCCAAAACUGCGUAAUACAAUAGAAAAAAAUAAAAAUGCACUCAAAGAAUAUUACAGUUUUCCAGAAACUUUCGCUGCUCAAGAAGUAAUAAAAAAGAUAAAUAUGGCUUUAAAUAUUCCUGCUGAUCUCGGAAUUCAGAAAAAUGAAUUAAAAUCGGUUUUCUCUUUUUGCGGUUGUGAAAAUGCUGUUUUUGGUCAUUCAAAAAUUUGCGACUUGAUUGAAGAGCAUAGAACUGUAUUUGAAUAUUUAUCAGACUUGAAAGCCUAUUGGAGAAAUAUGUACGGUUAUAAAUUAACUAGUAAAGUCUCGUGUACCCUUUUAAAGGAUAUUUUUGAAGAUAUGCUCCUUGUUCAGCGAGAUCAUGAAAGAGGAAUAGAGAAUUUCGAACAAUUACACUUCCAGUUUGGUCAUGCUGAAACGCUUAUGCCGAUUAUAGCUGCUUUGGGGCUGUUCAGAGAUUCUACUCCACUUCGUGCUGAUGAAUUUAAGAAGAAUAUUGAUAGAAAGCUAAGAGUCAGCAAAAUUGCACCAUUUUCCACCAACUUGGCAUUCGUGUUAUAUCAUUGCAAAGAUGAAAAUAAAGAGGACUACAAGCUUCAACUACUCUUUAAAGAACGUCCAAUUCCAUUUCCUGCUUGCGAGUCGGAAAUUCUAUGCGAUUUAGAAAAGGUUUUAAAGUAUUACCACUGGAUUAUGAACGAAUGCCAUAGAAAUAGCAUGUGCGAAAUAUUAAGGGAUGAAUUAUGAUGAAUCAAAAAAAAAAAGAGGUCAAUUGGUUUCUUUUUAAAAAAAAUAAUGUUAUUUUAAAAAAUUAAAGAAACUCGCUGUAGUUUUAAAUAGAAGAAGCAAUAUUUAUUUAUUAAAAAAAUUACAUGCUGUUUGAAUAUGUAUACAUGUUACUAAUAUAUUAAACAUACCAUCACAACUGUACGCAAUAUUCAAAUAAGUUUUUCUAAGCUUCAAGGAUUGGAUCAUCUUCAAUUUUGUAAUCGUAAUCGACCUUUUCUCCCAAAAUGACAUCAUGUAGAUAUUUGUUCAAACCUACAGUAUGUGUUUUCUGUACACAAUCCACAGUUAACAUAUUACUUAUCCAUUUGCUGGUGUUUGGUAAUUUCUUCAGAAUUUCCAUUUCUUUUAUUUCUUCAAAGACGGAGAUCUUCUGUAUAAAAGGCCAAAUAUGAAUAUCCAACAUAGAUAUUUCAUCUCCACCAAAGAACUUCCUAUUUGCUAUUUCUUUUUCAAAAUGUUGAAAACUUUUCAUAAAAUUUUCUAUAGCUUCAUCAAUAUUUUGCCCAGUAACGAUAGUAUGAAUUUUUGGGAUUACACUGCCGAAGGCAUCCAUUAGCAUUCUUUCGUGAUAUCUUUGCUUCUUGCAGCUUGGAAUUAGAGAUGCCCCUUCAUAUUCUUCUUCCAAGAAAUUAUUGCAAACCGCAGAUUCGAAUAUAAUAUCAUUAUCUCUUUCAAUAGCUGGUACUGUUCCGAAAGGAUUUUUGUCAAAAAACCAGUCUGGUUUAUCUUUCAAAUUAAUGUUAAUUACAUCGUGUCUGAAACAUGGUUAUAAGUAAUAUAAUACGUUAUUGGGUCAAUAAAUCCUGCUAUUUAUUGCUUACUAUUUGAAUUCAACGAAUAAUUGGUACUUACGGGAUUUUUUUAUGCCAUAACAC
This is a messenger RNA of Dimorphilus gyrociliatus, 2267 nucleotides long. NCBI's taxonomy places the organism in Eukaryota, Metazoa, Annelida, Polychaeta, Dinophilidae. The record is from the annotation of a GenBank genome assembly.